AGAAAUUUUUGUGGUUUUCACCACUUCACACUUCACUAUACUUUCUAUUCAAGCAAGUUUCGUGUAAUUUUGCAGAAGAACGACCAUGGAUUUUUCAGAUGUUGUUAGAAAUUUAAGAAAUGUAUAUGAACAUGAAAGACGACAGAAGAAAGUCCGUAAUUAUUUUCGAGAUGGUCACCAUAAUUUUCAGCCUGAAGAUCGUAAGGUUGUGGUCAACUGGAUGAUAUCAUGUGUAGAUUAUUACUACGGUCUUAUGGAUAUCUUACACCUAUCAGUUACAUUAUUUGACUUAUUCUUGUCUUCUGAAAAGUCACCGCUGUUUUCACGCGAAAAACUGCAAUGUGUUGGAGCUAUAUGUAUUAAAAUUGCUUUUGACACAAUAUAUAAUGCUAAAACAGAUGAGGGUUUUGCAAUUGUUGCUAUGACAUCCAGAGUCGACCCAGAGUCUUCUAUAGAUGAGCUUCGUAGAAUAUAUAUUUUGGUUAUUAACCGUUUCAGAGGUAAAACGUUUUUUGUUACUCCUUAUGUCUUUCUUUCGUAUUACCAUAUUAUUCUCAAAUUGGAACCCCAUCACGAUUUGUAUAGUAUGACCAACUAUGUAUUGGAACUAGCGCUAUAUGAUGACUUUCUUAGCGUAAAAUGUUACUAUAAACCAAGUCUUGUAGCGGCAACCGCUCUUUAUACGGGGAUAAUUGCACUUGGCUUCCACACCAGAUGGUUUGAUGACUUGUCAGUUCUGACAGGGUAUAAUGGAGAGGAGAUAGACAUAAAUGAUGUUCAUGAACGCAUGAAAUUCUUAUUAAAAACAGCUUACCUUGAACCAAAGAUACAUUCAACACAGGCACGUUACUAUUUGCAAGAGAACAACUAUAUGAGCACUUUUGACUAUUCGCACCUUCGUUAUCAUGGUAAUUAAUUAAAGUUUAAAAGUCUUGUGGGUUCUCUUC
Molecule: messenger RNA, 947 nt
Organism: Octopus sinensis (East Asian common octopus)
Lineage: Eukaryota; Metazoa; Mollusca; Cephalopoda; Octopoda; Octopodidae
Product: cyclin-B2-1-like
Exons: 2
Coding region: 86-916 (276 amino acids)
Biological process (GO): regulation of cyclin-dependent protein serine/threonine kinase activity; mitotic cell cycle phase transition
Cellular component (GO): cyclin-dependent protein kinase holoenzyme complex; cytoplasm; nucleus
Molecular function (GO): cyclin-dependent protein serine/threonine kinase regulator activity
Source: RefSeq, a predicted model, not a curated record